Messenger RNA from Rotaria sp. Silwood2, 573 nucleotides. Lineage: Eukaryota; Metazoa; Rotifera; Eurotatoria; Philodinida; Philodinidae. The record is from the annotation of a GenBank genome assembly.
AUGUCGUCAUCUACAUCGGUUAAAAUGCAAAAACUAGGCGUUUGUUUUCAACCGCCGACUAUAUUUCUAUUUUAUACCGAUACAUCAACUGGUAAAUUACGUCGUCGUACUGUUACUUUGGAUGAUUUUACUAAAACUACAAAUAUAACUGAUUAUGCAAAUGAACUUCACAAUGAUAAAACAACAAGAAAACGAAAUCUUUUUCGACAUAUUCCAAUACGACGUCUUGAACGUCUUCUAUUUGUUUUGAAAGAAGGUCUUACAUCAAAUAUAUCCAAAACUGAUAUUGAAAAAAAAUUACGUAAAUUUGAUGAAUUAGAUACAAAUGAAGAUUUAAAUAAACUUGAUGAUGAUAUAUUAAAACAUAAAAAACUUAUUAUGAAUGAAACAUAUGAAAAAAAUCAUAUUGAUCCAUCAUCAAAAAAUUUUGUUUAUGAUGUGGUUGUAGAUUUUGAACCAACUAAAGGAGACCAACAAACAUCUGAAUGGGAUUCAACAGAUGAAAUAGAAGAAGAUAUAAAACACGAUGAUGAUGAUGUCGAUGACAAUGAUGAUGACGAUGAUUUUAACUGA